Molecule: messenger RNA, 1605 nt
Organism: Chroicocephalus ridibundus (black-headed gull)
Lineage: Eukaryota; Metazoa; Chordata; Aves; Charadriiformes; Laridae
Gene: TTC24
Product: tetratricopeptide repeat domain 24
Exons: 8
Coding region: 1-1605 (534 amino acids)
Molecular function (GO): protein binding
Source: RefSeq, a predicted model, not a curated record
AUGGCGCCGGAGGAGGAUGCUGACCUGGGGGCGCAGCCCGUGGUCCCCGCAGCCCCCGCCGGUGGGAAGAAGAGCCGGAAAAAAAGGAAGGAGAAGCCGGAGGCCGGAGACGAUGCCCAGGAGCGGGGGAACGAAGCGGCGGCGGAGACAGAGGGGCUGAUGCGAGCUGGGGGGCGGGCGCUGGCGCUGGGCGACGCGCGGGGGGCCGUGGGGUGCUUCAGGCGGGCGCUUCUCCCGGUGGGGGGCACGGCCAGCCCCCGGCUCCGCAGGGCUUGUGCCUUCAGCCUGGGGGCCGCCUACGUGGAGACCGGGAAGCCCGAAAAGGGCCUGGAGUUCCUCCUGCAGUCCCAGCCCUCGGAGGGCCACGGCGGGGAGCGCUGGGGGGACCUUUAUUUCAACGCCGGAGCGGCUGACGAAGGGCUGCGGGAUUUUCCGAAGGCUCCGGAAUGUUUUGGACGCGGCUGGGAGGCGGGGGCCGGCGGCCGAGCGGGGACGCGGGUGCGGAUGGGCUGCUGCUACCUGGGGAUGCGGGAGCCGGCGCGAGCAGCGCGAUGCUUCCUGGAGGCCGCGCGGGGCUACGCGGCGGCGGCCAGCCCCGAGGCCGCCGCCGUGGCCCUCAGCAGGGCCAGCACCUCCAUGCUGCAGAGCCGACGCUUCGGGGCGGCGGAGAUCGCGGGGGUUCUCGCUCAGUGCCGCUCGCUCUGCGAGAGCGUCCCCGACCCGGCCCUGCGAGGGAAGCUCUACAACGCCAUCGGCCUGGGCUACUCCCAGCUCCGCAUCUUCUCCCCGGCGGCUGAGAGCUUCCAGCGGGCCCUGGCGCUCUGCGGCGGCGAGCGGGACCGGCGCGGGGAGGCCGCGGCCCUGCAGAACCUGGGUGCUGCCCACAACGCCCUGCGCAGCUUCGGCACGGCCCUGGGCUGGCACCGGCGAGCGGUGGCACUGCACAGUGCUCUCGGGAACCGGCGGGCGCAGGGAGAGUGCUUCGGGAACCUGGCGUACGCCUGCGGCCGGCUCGGGAUGCACCAGGCUGCCGCCGAGAACUACCUCCAUGCCCUGCAAGCCUUCCGGGAGGCGGGGGACGUGCAGGGGCAGUGGCAGGCGUGCGAGGGGCUGGGAGCAGCCUGCUUCCACCUGGGAGACCCCCAGAAAGCCAUCGGGCACUACCAGGAGGCCCUGACGUUGCUGUCCCACUGCCGGGACACCCCCCGAGCUGCCCGCCAGCGGGUCGUCCGCAAGCUGACGGAGGCCAUCCAGCAGCAGCUCUGCCUCCACGGCCACGGGGGUGGCUGGGCGCCCGCCCCGGCCCCGGUGAGCAUCACCCCGGCGGCAGACCGAGGGGUUGGUCCUUCGGGGGGAACCCCCAGCCCGGGGACGAGCUGUACGGGCCUGCACCGGCACCACGUCCUGGCCGUUCAGGCACAGCAGCCGCCCCGGCUGACGGCCCCGCACCGCAGCCCCGCGACCCACGCGGCCGCCUGGACGUCUCUGGGGAGGAUGAGGAUGGUCCCAGGGCGGCUCCAGGGUCUCGCAGUCAGCCCCGCGCUAACGGGAGCAGCGGAUGGAGUGCAGCGAGUGGCAUCGCCCUCGGGGGCUUCUCGUGGGUGA